CUCAACUUCAACUUUUUCCAACUCCCACUGCGGCGAGCGCGAUGAGCAACGACGCUGUACAAACACUUACGGAGGCGCGGCGCAAGGUGGGGGCGAGCACGCGCGGGCUUGGGCGGCUUGUACCCCCGUCCGGUCCGUCUGUUGCGGCGGGCCCGGUGCCCAUGACGCCGGAUGGGCUGGCGGACAUCCUUGCUGCACUCCUGACGCAGCUUAAGACGACGACUACAACCCUCGCGCUGGCAUUCAAGCCGCCUCUCUCGCCCGCCGCCAUCAAGCCCUAUGCCGACAAGCUCGAGGACCAGGUCGCGCGCGCUGUGUCGUGCGUGCUUGCGUUGGCUGGCGCGGCGCCGCCCAAUGCUGGGCGGAGUGCGUUGGUUGAUGCUUGGCGGGGGGGCGUUACGGGGAUCGGGGAGGCCGCUGAGGCCUUCCUCGCCGUGCUGGAGGAUGCGGCGAAGAGUGGCUCCGUCAAGAGGGAAGGCAGGGAGACCGACCAAAGCCCCUACCUUGCCCACACGGGCCUCGUGCAUGCCGCGAUCGACAGGUUCGCUACGAGUCUCCCGCGCACUGAGGGAGAAGCGGUGGCGAAGGCUUGGGAGGGCCAGAAGGGAACAAUGCGGGACGCGUGGGACGAGUUCAAAGAGCUACUCGAAGACGACAGCGAGGAGGACGAUGCGGACUUUGACGGCGACGUGGGUUUGGAUGACGAAUUUGGGAUCCUUGAAGCAUCGAUGGGAAAACUCUCUCCCAGCGAGCGGAAGCGGGCUGAGGCUGCCAAGUCUGUGCUGGGUUUGCACCAGGUUCUACAUGCCUCUCUCCCACGUUUUCUCCCACUCCUUGUGUUGUCGCCGGAAGAGUCCUACUCGGACCUCGUUGCUGCUGGCGGCGCGCUAGUGAGCGCACUCGACGAUGCCGUGGCUUCGCUUCAUCCCGGACAGGAUUCUGGCGAGAUCAAUGCGGAAGUGGAGGCGCUUAAUGCAAGGGGCCGGGCGCUCGCCUCUGCUUUCGCUACACGCCUAGAGCGCGCUGGAGGGGAGCCCCAGACGCGUGCGGUUGCGGAAAGCUUCGUGUCACGCUGGGAGGCCAAGCUCGUGCAGGAGGUCGCCAAGUGGGAGGAGACUCGAGUCAGUUUGGCCGACCUUGGGGAUGCGCUCGCGUAGAGAACGUAGAUGCUAUAUAUUAUAUUCGCAACGCCUGAGAUAUAUCAGAGUGCACACCUCCGGCAGUAGACGUCGCAGUCGUCGCCCCACACAUCGCCCAUCGCCGUUGGCCAACACGUAAUGAGUGGCGUGAUGCAUAUUGAGUAGUGGUACACCUCUAUCUAGCUAGCUCUUGUCACAGUCCCGUCGAGGGGUUUAGUACACCUCGGAGACAAU
This is a messenger RNA of Cutaneotrichosporon oleaginosum, 1373 nucleotides long. The record is from RefSeq and is a predicted model, not a curated record. Lineage: Eukaryota; Fungi; Basidiomycota; Tremellomycetes; Trichosporonales; Trichosporonaceae.